GUGCGUGCGUGCGCGCCCCCGCCACACGGAGCGCAGGCCGAGCCGCAGCCAUGGCCGCACAGGUGCAGAGUCUGCCGCCGCCUCACCGCGCCGCCGGCCCGGCCCCCGAGCCCGCCGACACGCAGGCCGCCGCCAAGCGCCUGAUGGCAGCGCCGCCACCCAAGGUGAACCCGUGGAUCAAGCCGGCUCCCGCCAGCGAGGGCAGCACGCCGAGCUCCGCGCCUGCCGCACAGCCUGGGCCCGACGCCGGGCCUGAGCCCACGGGGCAGGCCGGGGACGGCGCUGAGGAGCCGCGGGCCGCCAGCGCCCGCAGGAUGGAGUUCGUUGAAGCACCGCCGCCCAAGGUGAACCCGUGGACCCGGAGAGUGAGCGGGAGCGGCGUGGAGGCCGAGCCAGAAAUGCCAGCACCGGCCAAAGUCGUCAAAGCAGGAAACCCAAGACCAAAGAAAGGAACCAAGGUCAGCGAUUUUGGUGACGCCACCAACUGGCCCACUCCUGGUGAAAUCAUCAAUAACAAGACGUGGGAGCCAGUUAUUUCCCCUGAGCAUCCACAAAACAGUAAACCACAACAGAACAAAAAGCCCCUCACAAGAAAAGAACGGCCUGAGAAAUGCGACAGCAGUGAGAGCAAAGAGAAUCAGCGAGCCAAGUCGGACGAAUCCCCAGAGGAGAGGAGUGCUGACGAGGAUUCACAAAAAUCAGCACAGAAGAGAAAAGGGUACAAACAGAAAUGGGUCCCACUACAAUUGGAUGUAAAAUCGGAGGGAGCACAGGAGAAACUGGUGACCCGCAGCAACCUGCGGCCCCAGACUGAGCCUCUGCGUCCACCAGUCAACAACAGGAAUGACUCUAAAGGUUACCAUCGUGAGGAGAAGCACGACUCACGGGAUUGGCGGGAAGACCGCGAUGAGAUAUCCAGCGUCAAAAGCGAGGGUGGAACGAUCCGCGGGGGCUUCAGAGGGCGAGGACGAGGGCGAGGCCGGGGGAGGGGACGUGGCAGAGGUGCUUCCCGCUCUCACUUUGAUUAUCAUUACUCCUACAAUUCGAACAGUGACAGUAAUGAUGGAUUGUACAGGCCGAAAUUUGGUGGUGAUAUCAUCUAUUACUAUGACAAUCAGAGCAGUGCCGAGCUGUACACAAUGGACAAAAAGCUGCUCAAAGACUACAUCAAGAAACAGAUUGAGUACUACUUUAGCUUGGACAACUUGGAACGAGACUUUUUCCUGAGAAGAAAGAUGGAUGCAGAUGGUUUCCUGCCAGUCUCAUUGAUCGGAGGCUUUCAUCGAGUCCAGGCUUUAACCACUGACGUCAACCUUAUCUUGGAGGCUUUGAAGGACAGCACUGAGGUGGAAGUGGUAGAUAAAAAAAUCCGAAAGAAGGAAAAUCCUGAGAAAUGGCCUCUCCCGGAGACGGAUUUCACACGACUGCUGAACUGCCCAGAAUUCAUUCCUGGGCAGACGUACAAAAAACAGACAGAAUCAGCUCCAGGUUCCCCGCAGGCUGGCAGUGCGGCGAGUUCGAAGACUGAAGAACCCAGUAACUUGAAGACUUUGCCAAAAGGACUUUCCACCAGCCUCCCAGACUUGGACUCUGACUCAUGGAUCGAAGUGAAGAAACGACAUCGGCCAGCUCCAACAAAACCAAAGAAGUCCGAGGAACCCAAAUCGCAAGUAUGUUUGAAGCCAGAGCAAGAGGAGCAGGAGGAGCUGGAUUUCAUGUUUGAUGAGGAGAUGGAGCAGAUGGUUGGGCGCAAGAACACAUUCACCGACUGGUCAGACGAAGACUCCGACUGUGAAAUUGAUGAUCAUGAUGUAAACAAGAUUCUAAUUGUGACCCAGACCCCCCCAUAUCUGAGGAAACACCCUGGUGGGGACAGGACAGGCAACCAUGUCUCCAGGGCAAAGCUUACAUCUGAGUUCGGCAAGGUCAUUAAUGAUGGUCUGUACUACUAUGAACAGGAUCUGUGGAAGGAGGAUUAUGAGCCUGAAUAUGCAAUGAUAAAGCAAGAAGUGGAGAAUUUCCGGAAGCUGCACAUGAUCAGCCGCGAGGAGUUUGACACCUUGGCACCGGAACCGCCCGUCGAUCCCAACCAAGAGGUUCCCCCUGGACCUCCCCGGCCACAACAAGCCCCUACAGAUGUAUUGGCCAACAAGUUGUUUGGUGCGGCUGAACCACCUGUGUCUUGCGUGGCACGAUCUUUGCCAACAACAGUGCCAGAAUCACCAAGCUACCGGGGUGCACGCACACCCCGUACCCCUCGCACCCCCAGAUUAAAGGAUCCAAGCCAAACGCCCAGGUUCUAUCCUGUUGUGAAGGAAGGAAGGCCAUUGGAUGCAAAGACUCCCCGAAAGCGCAAGACAAGACACAGCUCAAAUCCCCCUCUGGAGAGCCACGUGGGCUGGGUGAUGGAUUCAAGAGAACACAGGCCGAGGGCAUCCUCCUUCAGUUCAAAUGCCAGUCCUUCUGAAGGAAUCCCAGUGGCUGGUGGUUACGGUUGUACACCACAAUCUCUUCCCAAGUUCCAGCAUCCUUCCCACGAGCUGUUGAAGGAGAAUGGAUUCACACAACACGUCUACCACAAGUUCCGCAGGAGAUGCCUAAAUGAGCGAAAGAGAUUGGGAAUUGGACAGUCUCAGGAAAUGAACACACUCUUCCGAUUCUGGUCAUUCUUCCUGAGAGAUCAUUUCAACAAGAAGAUGUAUGAAGAGUUCAAGCAGUUGUCAGUAGAGGAUGGGGAAGAAGGUUACAGAUACGGGCUGGAGUGCCUUUUCAGAUAUUACAGCUAUGGCCUUGAGAGGAAAUUUAGACCGGAGAUAUUCAAGGAUUUCCAGCAAGAAACCAUUGCGGAUUAUGAAGCAGGGCAGCUGUAUGGACUCGAGAAAUUCUGGGCCUAUCUAAAGUAUUCGAAAGCUAAGAAUCUGGAUAUUGACCCAAAACUUCAGGAAUACCUCGGCAAAUUUAAACGCUUGGAAGACUUCCGGGUGGAUCCUCCAAUUUGCGAUGAAGUUGGCCGCAAGCGACUUUCACAAGGCGGUGAGGAAAAGCGCCGCCUGCCAUCCGUGUCUUCCACUAAAACCUCUGGUGCUGCCGGUGAGGCUGAGAUUGGGACACCACUCCCCUCUGAAAGAAUGACAGAAGGAGCUGACUCUCCUCCAAGCCUGGAGGAUGCUUCUGCAGAACUCCAGGACAUGGCGACCACAGACAAGUAGAGAGUGGACUCUGCCUCUCUAGCCUGGAUCUUUAUUUGAACCUUGGUAUUGUCACCGCAAUGAGCUACAGAAAAACUGGGCUGGAUAUCAGACAUUCUUCAACUGGGCAGUGGGCAAUUGAAUCAACUGCCUGAAGUCUUGUAUUCAAAGCUGGGUUCACGCCUUCACCCAUAUGAAUGAAUGUUGCAUGAGAACAAUUGUCUGAAAUAUAAUUCAUCUGCUUGAUUUGGGAGUCGACAAUACAGCUUUCACUCAGAUAUCCAAAAAAAAUCAGAACCCCUCCCCAGCGGAGAAUGGGAUUAAAAAGAUGCCUUAUUAUUGCCUGCUCCUGUUUUUUGAGCAGCACAUAGUUAAAUUCUGCUCACUCAACUAAUGACUCUCCUAUUGGCCUGCUAAUGUUGAUAAAAUUAUCAGUUCCUUAUCCUGGAUUUUGAAUUGUCAAGGUUUUGUUUGCACCCGAUUAAAGUAACCGCAGGCGGGAUCGAAUAGGGAUGGUGAUUUUAAACUGCAGAUCCUAUUGCGUGACAGGUACUCAGGCCUUGUUCCACUUGUUGGAAUUGAACUUGGAACAGCCCAGCAGCCAGAGAUACUGACAUUAGGAAGUAGCUAGUGGUCCCGUGUUAAACUGAGCCAGGCCACUGCAGCGUAUAUUUGGCACAACUCCUUUGUUGCUACUCUCCAGUUGUGUCCUUUAUUUUCCUCUACUCAAGCCAACAACACCUUGAAAAAUUCAAGAGUUUGAUUUCGUCGGGAGCUGAUGAGCUGCUUGGAGUAGUAUUGCUGAAGUUAUAUUGGGGAUUGUCAUUUUCAGCUGUCAUGUGUUAUGUAGGGGUGUCACAGUGCAGUUUUUUUUUGGUUUCCUGAUAAAGUUGUGACCUGAUGCCCCAUUGAUAUGGUGUUGUCCUGAAACCACAACCCUGGAGCCAAAGCUGCAUCUUGUUCACCAUUGUCACUCUCAUUGUGGUCUGUGGUUAGCAGUGAACGGGGAAAACAUGGCGCCUUGCAAUUGCUGCAGCUUUGCUGUGUCGCAAUGUAUUGGGAUGUGCUGUUGCAAAGCUGGUGAUCUGGGAUUUAAUAUGUUGUGAUUGCCGUGCAAGUAUCUCCUGGGUGGGCUGAAGAGGUCCCAAAAGAGGAGCUGGAGAUGAAAAAUCUACUAAGGUAGCCUCUCUGGCUCCAGCUCAAAUCCUGGGUCAAACGUUCCUCAAGGAGAUCUCAAUGGCAAAGGGUGUGACACUUUCAAUGCGGAAAAUUAAUGUUCAUUGUCUCACCCGUCCCCCUUCUCAGCCUGUUUCUCCCCUCCGCCUCCCAAAUCCCCUCUCUCGGCCAUCCACCUCCCCUCCCUCGGCACCUGCCCCAUCCCUCCCGCACUCUCUUCCUGUCCCUCACACAUUCAGCAGUCUGUUUUUCGGAAUUGAAGUGAAUAUUUGAAGUGCCCUAAGUUGCGUGGGGUGUAUUCCCAUGAGCCUGGUCCCAGCUACAGCUGUACGGUCUGGCAGGCAUCACAAAUUGCAGCUUCUGUCUUCCUCUCCUCAGUGCUGAGCUCACUGAAGGGCUAAAAUCCUGAAACCAAAGGUUUGGUCUGUGCCGUUGGAUGUGAUUUCUUCAGGCAAGCAUUUGCUAUCCAUGCCUAUUCUUACAGAGGAUGAGUGGGAUUGAACAUGCUGACCAGGCACAUCAGUGUACAGGGUGUGGGUGAAAUUGGUGCAGGUUCCAACCCUGCAUCCCAGGGCUGGUGGGCUUCUCAGUCGAACGUGUCCUCUGUAACCUCACCACGAGGAGAUACGUUCUGAAAGUAUCUGUGCUGUCUUUCGGGUGUGAUGGAAGUAAACCUGCUUGAAUGCAGAAGUCCAGAUCGCUGCCUGAUGCGUUCCAACUGUCAAUUCUAACCUGACACUAGUUCUGUGAUUUUGAAAACGCAUUGUUUACAUUUCACGAUUCCAGUCAUCCCAUAAACUUCCAGGAUUCCUGAAAAUGAUUCCCUGGAAUCAUAGGACUGUGAUCAUUCACAGGUCAGGGUUUCAACUACUUAACCAGAAUGUUCAUGCCUAACUGAUGGAUCUAUUGUAACUGAAAGGCUGGAAUGUUGGAGUAAUUCAGGUAGAGAUUCCUGAAUGUGCAACCAGCAGUUAUGGUGAUGUGAAGCUGCUUUUAUUUAAUGAAUUUCUUUCAAAAUGCCUUUUGAAACAAGAACAUUUUUAUUUCAGGUGAUUUGGAAUAUUUGGAGAGCUUAUCUUUGCCGUUUAGUGAAAUCACACUGUUGCAGUUAAAAUUCUAGUGUGCGAUUCAUGGACAAUUUGUAUAUAACGCAAGUCCACGAGCUUGUAGCUGAAUGUCAUUUUUUUUUUCUAAAUAAGAAUCUUCAACAAUCUCAUAUUUGCCAAAGAAAAAAAUCUGGGUUUCACAGAUGCUAAGUGCAAGUCCGCUACAACACAAGGUGCUGUGGAUUUAUUCUGAGUGAGAGGCAGCUUGCAGAGACCCUACUAGCCUGCUUUCCCCAUCAUCCCUCUCAUUCAGCAGAGUUAACAUCUUCUCCCCAUGCACCACACUCUCCUUUUCCACUGUGGCUCCUGCCCUCUCAGCCAUAUCUUGCUGCAGCCACUCCCGAUUAGACAGAACCCCUUGACACAGCAUAACGAUGAGUGCUAACGUUGUUAAAUGUGUAAAGUUAGAAACCCGCUUCAUGCAUCUGGCAUACUGUGAAGUCCCUGCUGAUAAUUAUCCAAGGGGAACUCGCUCGCCUCAGGAAGGUCAGUGAACAUGGCAGGUGUGGGGUUCAUUAAAUUACACUUCCUCACGUUCGUGCACAGUAAUUUCCUGUGCUGUUGCCCAAAGUGAGAGUGUUAUCUAGUGUGGUAGAAGACGAACAGAAAGCAAACCAUCUUUGCAACAUCUCACAGAUGCUGGGGUGUUGCUGGCUGCGUCCCGCCAGCUGAGAGGGCGAGUCUGACUGCAGAUACGGCUCGUGGCAUAGAUGUGGCGGCUCCUGUCGAACUAAAGUUGAAGAGCAACUCUGGCGUUUAAGUACUCUGCAAGUUGAUAUAGUGCAUUUGUAUCUUUAAAACUGCUUUUAAAAUUCUUGGCUUAUUGAUCUUGGGGGGUUUUUUUUGAAAGGGACAGAAUGAAACGAGGAAGAAUAAAAUAUUCUGGAAAAUCUUAAUCCCUUUGCUGAUGCUAAGUUCUCAGGUCAUUGGUGGCUCAGAAAUGGUGCUGGAUUUGGAGAGUUUCUUGCUCUGGUUUUCUUUUUGAGAGUUGUGGAUCACUUGUUGUCUGCAACUUUCCACCAACAUUAGCCCGCGUUUACACCGCUCACAUUCCUUUUCAUUUCAAGCUCCUGUCAGUUCACACAUGAAGACAGAGUCAUUGUUUACUUUUAAUAUAUUCAACCGGAAAUAAGCCUGUCAGUAAGUGUGGCAGGAGUGUAUAUCAAUGUUUAAUUUUAAUCCAUUUGUGCAACAGUCUGUCCAUUCAGGAGGGGAGGGGUUGGGGGCUCGGGGUUAAUCUCUACCAAUGAAUAGUGACUGGAGCACCAUAUGGCUUUCCCUUUAACACCAAGCUAGUCCUGGGUCGAGUUCCCAUUAUUACCGCUGCAUUUGGAAAUCUCCUACCCCAUUGAUUUGUGCUUCCAAUCCUCUUCCUCUGUCAGCAGUGCUUGAUUUUAGAAGGUCUCUGGUCUCACUUGCCAAGGAUGUUGAUAGGAUAUUCAGUUUUCAAUACAACCAAUGACCAUUGAUGGUUUGCAAGGGGGUACGGUGGUUUUAUGAGCCAACAACAGGCCUGCAGUUAUUCAGCAGUUUCAUUGCUGAAGUAGAGAUAGGUUGAGUGCCGCAGUGGAACAUUAGACUGAAGUGAAAUGCUCAGAGGCCUGUUAAAAUGCUGGUGAAUCUCCUUAUGCUGGCUGCUGUUGUACUAAAAACUACCAUAUGCGCAGUUUUACCCCACUUUUAAAAAAAACUUGUAAAAUACUUGAACAAGAGCUUGUAACAUAAACUUAAUCAUUUAGUCUUUGCUUUUUAGUCUGAUGUGGUUCUUUCUGGCUAGUGUUUUGCCCUUUGUAAUUUGUGGUAACUCUGCUUUCUUUUUAUAUAAAAAUCAAUUAAAAUGCACAAAAAAUUAAAAAACACUAAAAUGA
Molecule: messenger RNA, 7338 nt
Organism: Leucoraja erinaceus (little skate)
Lineage: Eukaryota; Metazoa; Chordata; Chondrichthyes; Rajiformes; Rajidae
Gene: larp1
Product: La ribonucleoprotein 1, translational regulator
Exons: 20
Coding region: 51-3209 (1052 amino acids)
Biological process (GO): positive regulation of translation; mRNA stabilization
Cellular component (GO): cytosol; cytoplasmic stress granule
Molecular function (GO): RNA cap binding
Source: RefSeq, a predicted model, not a curated record